This is a messenger RNA of Sitodiplosis mosellana (orange wheat blossom midge), 2092 nucleotides long. RefSeq names its product solute carrier family 35 member G1. Lineage: Eukaryota; Metazoa; Arthropoda; Insecta; Diptera; Cecidomyiidae. The record is from RefSeq and is a predicted model, not a curated record. Gene Ontology annotation, cellular component: membrane. The transcript has 2 exons. The coding region runs from base 375 to 1439 and encodes 354 amino acids.
AGUGAAUUUGCAUCGAAAUGAAUGCGACCUGUCACUUCAACACCACAUUCGAUGACAUUUCCAAGCAAAUACCCUUUCGAUAUCAUUGUAAAUAAAUUAACGCAAUUGAAUCGAAGUUUUUCAUUGGACCAAUAAAGAGAAAAAAAGGGUCAAGAAGACACACACAACAUUCGCAUUGCAAGUGAAAUAGUUUGAAAUGUGUAUUUUGAGUGUCAAAUACCACAUGAGAACGCAAAAUGAGUAGAAUUUCAAAGAAAAAAAAGAAUCGGAGUCCAAACUGAAGGUGGAUAAAGGAAAAGUGUCGAAAGGAACAGAGGAAAAACACGUGAAAAGGUUAAGGGUGACUGAACUAAUAACGUGAUUUUAGAGAAAAAAUGUCUGAGUCAUUGGAAUUGCAUCAAUUGGUCGAUUCAGACACUGGGUCACAUCGGAUUCGUCGGUCAAAACUCUAUGAAUUUAUACAAAGUUGUUAUGCAUGUCCACUUUUGGGUAUUUUACUCGCAACAUUGUCUUCAUUCUUUUUUUCUCUGUGUUCCGUUAUCGUCAAGGAGCUCGUUGACAUACAUCCAAUUGAGUUGGCCUCCUUUCGAUUCAUCGGUGUACUGUUGCCAGCCAUUCCAAUAAUGAUUUACAAACAGGAAGAUGUCUUCCCAACUGGCCGACGGACAAUACUACUACUUCGCUGUUUCGUGGGCACAACUGGAUUAAUGCUUAGCUUUUAUGCAUUUCGUCACAUGCCACUGGCUGAUGCCAGUGUGAUAAUUUUCUCGACGCCAGUGUUUGUGGCAAUUUUUGCAAAUCUUUUCCUUAAAGAGCCCUGCGGGAUAUUCAACGUAUUUACAAUUCUGCUGACCUUGUUCGGUGUGGUGUUAAUAACGCGUCCGUCGAUGUUAUUUGGUGAUACUGUGGCCAGUUUGAAUGAUGAACAAGUGGCCGACCAUGAUCACAAUAAUAUUUGGGGUGCUGUGGCAGCGAUCUCAUCAACGCUGUUCGGAGCCAAUGCAUAUGUUACGUUACGAGCACUGAAGGGAAUCCACUAUUCGGUGAUAAUGAGUAAUUUUGGAGCAUUCGGUCUGCUGUACACGGUCAUUGUGUGUUGGUUCAUGAAUGUUCUCUGUAUGCCUUAUUGCAACUCGGAUCGAUGGAUGGUCGUUGCACUUGGAGUGUUCAGCUUUAUGGGUCAAAUUCUGCUCACACAAUCGCUACAAUUGGAAGAAGCGAGUGUAGUGGCGAUUGCACGAUCAGCCGAUAUUGUUUUUGCCUUCUUUUGGCAGAUUUUAUUCUUCAAAGAGAUUCCGAACGGGUAUUCAAUCAUUGGAGCCAUUAUUGUAACCAUUUCCGUAGUUUUAACGGGCUUAAAGAAAUGGAGCCAAACAUUGCCACGAGAAUCAGCGGUUCGAAAGCGAUUGCGAUACAUUUUGCUCGAGGUGUGGAUCUAGUGCAAAUCCAGUUUGAAUCACGCCAAUUGAAUUUAUUGAAUGCUCAAAAGAAACACGCUGCGUCAAAAGGGAAGAAAAAAACUCAAAUAUUUAUUUAUCGAGCACAUCAUUUAACCUAGUACGUGUUUAUUGCUAUGGUAAUGAUACGUAAACAUUAGACAAAACAACCAUGGAAUUGAUUCAAAUCUCAAUUGACUGACAUUUUUAAUAUCCCUUGACCACUUCUCCGCCUGAAUACCUACAUUUUACGAUCACUAUUCUAGUCAAAUUGUGCUAAACGGAUAUUUAGUCCAAAGUUAAUGCUUUCAAAGCCAAAGACGCUACUUAUUUGAAUCGUAACUAUCAUGGAUUUAAUUGUAAAACCUCCUAGUAUAAGAUCUUUUUUUAUGUUUUAUUUUUUUCCUUUGAUAAGUUUGUGAUUCGCACUGAAUGACCCACGUAUUGUCAUUUGUUUGGUCAUUAUGGAAUAUAUUUCACUUCUAGCAUUCUAGUCAACACUCCAUACAUUGGUGAAGUGAUCACAUCGUUAGCUUUUUUCCGAUAAUAAAAUGACCAUAGCCAAACAUUUUCAAUCAAACCGAUGUCAUAUAGUAUGUUUUACGUUUGUAUAAAAUAUGAUGAAUAAAAUGAAACCAACUGAAAUUAAAAGGAAA